Mycena indigotica is the source of this 336-nucleotide messenger RNA. RefSeq lists its product as uncharacterized. Bases 16 to 336 code for a protein of 106 amino acids. NCBI's taxonomy places the organism in Eukaryota, Fungi, Basidiomycota, Agaricomycetes, Agaricales, Mycenaceae. The record is from RefSeq and is a predicted model, not a curated record. The transcript has 3 exons.
CCUACCACUACCACUAUGACACUCUCCCGGACAACCACCAUCCCCAGCAUCCACAGCUGGUGGUCAGACUCCAAUCCAACUGGGGCCACACUCAAUCUUCAUGCUGCAGCAAAGCCGCUCAUGCGGUUCAUGUAUGAACGUCAAGCACUGAAGCUUAUCCAUACGAAGGGGACUGAAGAACUGACACAAACCAUGUUUGUUGAGUAUCUCAGCUAUCUCAUUGUGCCAUAUCUCAGCGACUUCACAAAGUCACGGAUCUUUGGAGAAAUCUGGGCAAAGAUCUCAACAGCAAAGAGCCACCUAUCGAUGUGUAAUCCCAUUAAACUUGAUAUCUGA